CUUCAGGCUCUUUCGAUUUGAUCUUACAAAUACAUUCGCCGCAAUCAGUCAUAACUGUGUUAGUCCUCGUCGUCUGUUUCCCGUCAACCCGGGUCCAAGAGACUAUACCUAGACUUGGAGACAUUGCCAGAUUAUCUUUUUCUUCACCCUUUUGUAUCUGCAUCUACGAUGGGCUCAAUUCCAGCCCCGCCCAGAUAUGGUCAUCGAUUGCUUCCGGUUGUGAUAGACGAUGCUGCACGACACGAACCCGACCGUGUGCUCUUCUAUACUCCCCGUAACAACCAGCCCUCCCAAGGAUAUGAGGUAGUGACGGCAAGGACGUUUGCUAAUUCCAUCAACCGGUUAUGCUGGUGGCUCGAGUCACAAUUAGGCUCCAACAUAGAGUCCAAAACAAUAGGCUACAUCGGACAAAAUGACUUGAGAUACUUCUUGAUGAUGAUAGCGGCCACCAAGACUGGGCAUAGAUCUGGUUGCGAGUUCUGGGUCACAUCAUCGGGCAUCGACAACCUCGAAUUCAUAAAAGACCUUCAGGUACCUCGUGCUGAAGCGCCCGAACUGUCCCAUCUCUUAAAUCCCAUUGCGGUCAAGGCCUAUUCGUACGAGAAACAGUGGGAUAAAGGCCGGUCGGAUGUUCUCGCGCUACUACACACGUCGGGCUCCACGGGUCUGCCAAAACUUGUGCCGCUGUAUCUUGCCACCGCGGCGACCGUUGAUGCGUUUCACUUGAUGGAACCGACCAACGGUAAAAUGCCAACUGGAGUAGACUGGGCCGGCACAAGCAUGCUGUGUGCAAUGCCUCUUUUCCACGUUGCCGGUAUUUGUCUCGGACUUUUCUCUGCCGUCUUCUUCAGAUGGAGCGUCAUCUUGCCGUCCACCGGACCCAUUAUGCAACAUGCCAUUGAAGACGCUCUCGAUAACAUCGCACUUGACUCGGCCUUCAUCUCUCCCAGUGUCCUCCAGGACAUUUCCAAGUCGCCUCGCGUGCUUGAGAAACUAUCGAAACUGAAAUUCGUCACUUCAGCUGGCGGUCCGGUGGCUCAGUCUGUGGGCGAAGUGAUACACCCUCGUGUACCAAUCUGGCAGACCAUGGGCAUGACCGAGGGGCAAUGGCUUGCAUCCGUCGUAACACAUCCAGAUGAGUGGGCGUACUUCUACUUCCACCCAAGGACAGGAUUCGAGAUGCGCCCUUACUCAGAUGAUCUCUUUGAGCUAGUGUUUGUCAAGAAAGACGAACUGGCUCCGACCCAACCAGUGUUUGUCACAUUCCCGGAUCUCGAUAUCUGGGAAACGAAGGAUUUGUACUCUCGCCACCCUACAGCCGUGGACCUCUGGAAAUACGAGAUGCGUAGAGAUGAUCUCAUCAUCUUGUCUAAUGGGGAAAAGUUCAAUCCACUCGCCGCCGAAGGGAGGCUGAUCAGCCAUCCUUGGAUCUCUACUGCUUUCAUCACGGGCCGCGGCCGCUUCCAAGCUGCCACGCUGCUCUAUCCGGAUGAGAAGUACAUCAACGAGUCCGACUCCAGCAUCACUGAAAAUGUGUGGCCAACCAUCGAGGAUGUGAACAAGUCUCUUCCUGCCUUUGCCCAGAUUCACCGCGACUUUGUCAAAGUCGUUCGAACUCCGUUCCCUCGCACACCAAAAGGGACUUUCGCCCGAAACGAAACAGAAAAGCUCUUUGCAAAGGAAAUCGAGGACAUUUAUGAACAAUCUAUCGAAGCUACAUCUUCUCUUCAUGUCAAAGGGACCAGCCAAGAAGCCAUUCGGGCCGCUGUCAGAGAGGCGAUUCGUACCGUGUCGGGGAUUGGAGAACUCAACGACGAUGAUGACGUUUUCACCAGGGGUUUCGACUCGCUUCAUGUCACCCGGCUUGCAAGGCUACUAAAAUCUACAUUCCAUAAGCUUAUGCAGGUCGAAGUCGGUACGAUUUACACAAACCCUUCCAUCACAAAGUUGGCCAGUGUGCUAUGGACCCAGCUUCAUCAGGGGCCCCAAGAAAAGGCACUCAAUGCCAGCGUCACAUCUCAAAUGCUCGCCAAACACUCGCAGUCUUUCCAGCUCGCCCGGAGAACGAAGGAGUACGUGGUGAUCACCGGCACAACUGGGACCAUCGGCCCGUAUCUUCUCGAUACCCUUUGCAGGAAUGACCAAGUUGCUAAGGUCUGGUGCCUCAACCGUAGUGAAAACGCACCCCAGCGACAGGCGAAAUUGGCCCAGGCCAAGGGUCUGUCGUCAGAUUGGAAUGGAAAAGCCCAGUUCAUCCAGUAUGAUCUUUCAUCCGAGACACUUGGAUUGAGCCGAGCGGAUCUUCAAGAGAUAGAAGAUCAAGCAACCGUUAUUAUUCACAACGCUUGGGAGGUGAAUUUUAACCUACCUCUGUCAUCAUUCGAACUACAAUUCAUCGGCCUCAGAGGCCUUGUCGAUAUAUGCCAAAAUACUGUGCACAAGGUCCGAUUCUACUUCAUAUCAUCCAUCAGCGCUGCCAUGAACUGGCCGUCUGAGCUGUUGGGCCCUGUACCAGAAGCCUAUAUACCCAACUUUGAUGCUCCCAUAAACGGCUAUGGUGCAUCCAAGCUGGUAGCUGAGCAUUUACUCGGGAGAGCCGCGCGAUCAGGUGUCCUGAACCUGUCUGUUUUACGAGUCGGUCAAGUCGCAGGCCCCGUUAAGACCCAUGGGGAAGAUGGCGUAUGGACCCGAAGGGAUUGGGUGCCGGCAAUCAUUGAUGCAUCGGUUCAUCUUCGCUUGUUACCGUCUGAUCUAGGCUCUGCCACCACCCUUGAUUGGAUUCCAGUUGAUCUCCUCGCCGAGAUUAUCGGACAACUCGUCAGCUUCGACUUGCCGACGGGCGUCCAGGAAACGUAUUACAAUCUCCUCAACCCUAAGACAAGCAGCUGGGGUGAUGUGCUCCCGAACAUAAAAUCUCGCCUGGAGACGGCUCUAUCGGCAGAAGUACGAAUUGUGCCACUCCAGCAGUGGAUCAACUCCUUACGAGAUGCCGAAUCAUCCAUCGUCCGUGAUGUCGGCAACGGGACUCACGGAACUGCGAGCAGGUCUCAGACCGGGCUCAAGCUAUUGUCUUUCUUCCAAAUGCUCGCGGGGGAAGAAAACCAAGACGUUUCGUCAGAAACAAGCUCCCAGAUUAGCUCUAGAUCCGGGGAUCUCAACUGGGCCAUGGACAACAGCUUGUCGCAGAGCUCCAUCUUUGCUGACUUGAAACCUGUCUCCGCAGCUUGGUUUAAUACUUGGUUAGAGCAAUGGGGAUACUGAUCUUAAAUUCUCAUUUGAGGUUACAAAACAUCGGGAUGAAGGGUACAAGACAUAGUGGAUGAACAAAUUCAUCAUCCCAUUUGAGAGGUUAUCCCUGAGGGAGCCCAGGCCUCACAUAAUAUUGCUGUAGUGAUUGCUUGGAUUUCUGGAGACUUGACUGUUGUGAAGUGACAGCUGAAAACAUCAAGUUUGACAGAGGGGAGCCAUCCACAGGCCAUUUCCACGAGAGUAAAAAACUCGAAAAUG
Ilyonectria robusta is the source of this 3507-nucleotide messenger RNA. RefSeq lists its product as uncharacterized. Gene Ontology annotation, molecular function: phosphopantetheine binding. Bases 169 to 3261 code for a protein of 1030 amino acids. Lineage: Eukaryota; Fungi; Ascomycota; Sordariomycetes; Hypocreales; Nectriaceae. The transcript has 6 exons. The record is from RefSeq and is a predicted model, not a curated record.